Didymodactylos carnosus is the source of this 1011-nucleotide messenger RNA. Lineage: Eukaryota; Metazoa; Rotifera; Eurotatoria; Philodinida; Philodinidae. The record is from the annotation of a GenBank genome assembly.
AUGAGCGAAAUUCGUCAUGAGUUAUGGCGUACAUUCAAGAAAUUGAAUAAAGAGCGACAAGAUGUUCAUGAUUAUCCAUCGCCAGUUGAAGAUAUUAUCGAUCCGGAUCUGUUAGUAUAUCAACCCGAUGGAGUAACACAAAAUUCUAGUGGAUAUUACGAACCAAAGCCGCGGUCUGGAACAAUGGCUGGCUAUGAACGGCUGCCUCUACGUAGUACUUACCGGUGGAUACCGAGUGAAUUUCGUAUUUGUCCUUCUCCUUCCGAUAGCAAUGGUUUAGUUGAAUACAAAGUGCAUAUUGAAACACCAAUCUUACAUUUACCGAUGAAUGAGCAGUAUGAACAGGCAUAUCGAAAUUUGGAGAAAAUAUUUGAAAAACUUGUACCAAUGUUUAAGAAAUUGAAUGUAUUGAAUACUGGUGAAGUUGAUACACGACUACAGGUUAUUGUUAAAGUACAAAGUUAUAAUGUAAAACCAGGUAUAAAAUAUUCGGGUCGCUGGCAUACUGAAGGUUAUAAAGAAAAUAUUGUUGCUGUUGGUGUUUACUAUCUUCACAUUGAUAGAGCUCUUGAAGGUGGUGCGCUCAAAUUUCGUCCUUCAGAAUUACCAUAUGCCGACUAUGGCGGUCCAGGUAGACCUGUAAUAUUAGGCGACGAAGAAGACUGGAGGUUGCGUUAUUCACGGAAUUGUUUUCAAGAAGAUGUCAAUCGUUAUGCAAUGCCAAAAACUGAUACUGCUAUUUCAAAAAAUAAACAAGAAUUACCUGAUUUAUUUAUCGAAAAAAUUCUUGCUUUUCUCAGUUUGUCUCAAAGAAUAUGGCCGACUGAUUUUGGUUCAAAAGAAUUCCGUCGAUGUGUUCGUAGUGAAAUGUGUAAUCAGAAACCAAGUUGGAAAGGUAUUAGUUAUGGAAAUUGGGGUAAUAUUGACUUUAUUAAAUUUGAGCAAGAUAUUCGUGGUGCAAAAAAUGAACAUCUUUUUACAACAUCAACAGAUACAAACGAUACAACAUAA